Messenger RNA from Cokeromyces recurvatus, 1041 nucleotides. Its product is annotated as regulator of chromosome condensation 1/beta-lactamase-inhibitor protein II. The coding region runs from base 1 to 1041 and encodes 346 amino acids. The transcript has a single exon. The record is from RefSeq and is a predicted model, not a curated record. NCBI's taxonomy places the organism in Eukaryota, Fungi, Mucoromycota, Mucoromycetes, Mucorales, Mucoraceae.
AUGACUCAACUGUUUGCAUUUGGAUCAAAUGGAGGUGGCCAAUUAGGUAUUGGUCACAUGGAAGAUACAAAUAGACCUACAGCUUGCAUAGGUUUACCAACUGAUGAUCCAAUUGUAAAGAUCUCUGGUGGUGGUAAUCAUUCCGCCAUUAUUACUAAGCAAGGACAUCUCUACAUGACCGGCUCAUCACGACAUGGUGAAGAAAGCCAUGAUGAUAACGAAGAAUUCGUCAACACAUAUAAAAGACAAUUACCUGAUAUAAAAUGCAGGGACGUAGCUUGUGGAUGGGCAUUUACGAUUGUAUUGACCGAGACAGGCAAAUUAUAUGGUAUUGGCACAAGUCGUUGGAACGAACUAGGAUCCUUAUCAUCGACAGAUAAAUGGACAGAGAUAAGGCAUGCAGUUUUCGACAACCAGCAGAUUGUGUCUAUAGCAUGUGGAUGGCGUCAUUGUAUUGCACUUGAUGCAGAAGGUACAGUUUAUGGAUGGGGUUGGGGACGACAUGGACAGUUAGGACCUGGAGCAAGAGAUAAAAAGGACAUCCGAGCCAUUCAGAGAAUCACCAUGCCACAGCCUAUCGUUCAAGCUGCAUGUGGACAUUUGCAUACAUUAUUGAGAGGGAAAGAUGGUAGAGUGUAUAGUUUUGGAUCUAAUAAGUAUGGUCAGUUAGGUACUGACGAUACAGCUGAGGAUAUCUCUACUCUUAGUGUAAAGGCGAGUUGGAUUGAUGCAGGAUGGCAUCAUAGUGCUAUUUUGGAUGAAAGUGGUAAUUUGACCUUAUUUGGAAGAAAUGACCAUGGUCAAUUGACUACCUGUACACAACCUAUUCGUGGUAUUCGCCAGUUUGUAUGUGGAUCAGAACAUACAGUAGCCAUUCGUGAUAAUAAUAAUGAAGUCAUCGCUUGGGGUUGGAAUGAACAUGGAAAUUGUACUUCUGAUAUGGAUUUUGUGAGUGAACCUAUUAGUUUAGGAGGUUUUAAUGGAAGAGUCAAUAUAUUAGGCGCUGGCUGUGCUACAACCUGGCUAGGCGUAAUAAUAUAA